This is a messenger RNA of Xyrichtys novacula (pearly razorfish), 14774 nucleotides long. The record is from the annotation of a GenBank genome assembly. Lineage: Eukaryota; Metazoa; Chordata; Actinopteri; Labriformes; Labridae.
ACUAUCACUGGAUCGUCAGUCCUCUAGACUGUGCUCACACACAGCACCAUGUUGUCCGCAGGGGUGCUGCUCAUUGGCCUGUGUUUGCUGGGUGUUCAUCAAAAUGAAGCCAUUGUAAGUUUCUCAUCAUUUUUAUUAAUAAACUAUGAUGAUUUUUUUUGUAAUGGUGCAAAUACUGAGUUUAAGAAAAGAUACGUUUUUAAUUUGUCCUUUUUUCCCCUUUCUUUUAGUCAUUUCCGGAUGAUGUCUUCUGUAAGAAACUUUUCUCCAGUUGACCUGUGUGGUUCUGAAAAUUUGGAGUUCAACUAAUUUCUGUGUUAUGUAAUCGCACAUUGGAUAUUUAGAUUUGAUUUUUUUUUUCUUUUUUUAUGCAUAAAAAAUGUAAUUGCGAGCAUGGUUUGAAAUCCAUAUGUAAACGUUAUAAUCCAAAUUAUUUGGAGGACAGAACUAUCAUUUCAAGAAUAGGGAGCAAGUUUAAUCAUAAAUUAUCACAGUAUAAUUUUAGGACUGACAGAAUAAUAAAUGAAAAAAUUGUUCUUAGUUUUAUUGUGACAUUGAUUUUUUGUGAUUCUAUGUCCUCUCCUGCUUCAUCCUGUACUCUUUCAGUGAACUUUAGCUUUGUGUAAACUCUGAGUUGAUAUUACUGUUAUACUUUAUCAUCAAAGAUAUCUUGUACAUUGAGUUAUUAUUGGUAGUGACAAUGGUUCAUUAAGUUGCUUUAACAGUCUUAACAGAGUGUAACUGAAGUCUUAAAAUCCAUGUUUUUCUCCCUUUUUGACCAACCAAUGAUCUGAUCUGACUUUUAAACGCACACAGUUAAUAAAUCAUAUUAUUGAAAAUGUUGGUAACCCUGCUGCUUGUAGUAACACUCUAGUGACUCAGAGAUCUCUGUUCCUCACAGACAUAGAUUAUGGAUUUGACACCACGGAUGCACCUAACAUCUACUACGAUGUGGAUGACUGGUUGUUCGACUUGAUAGAUGAGCCGAGUGAGUAUCCUCAUAAGACUGCAUGUUCUGUAUUUAUUACUGUGUAUGUUUUUACGUUAUACCUAAAAUUAUACUUUAUCUCUCCAGCUGCAGAUGCUUGUCAGUCUAACCCCUGCUUCAACGGUGCUUCCUGCCUUCCUAAAUCAGAUACAGAAUUCACAUGCAUUUGUCCUUACCCCUACGUGGGCAAGAGAUGCCAGAAAAGUGAGCUUUUCCAACCUUGCUUCAUUAUUUUGUUGCGCACUUUCAUACCACCAUUCUGGCUGAUUAGAUGGUUGCAGGUCAUUUGACAACUUGUAUGAUGAUCAUUUUGGAGUGCUUUAUUUUAAUGCUUAUACACAAAGUUGAUGUCUGGUCAAACUUUCACUUUUGAAAACAUUUUUUUUACUGUACAGUGAAAAAUAUUUGUGCGAAUGUCACCUGUGGCCAUGGUAACUGUGUCGUCAAUUUAAACAAACCUGAGUCAUACGAGUGCAAGUGUAACCCUCCAUACUAUGGCCCUGACUGCAAAUCAUGUGAGUACCCAAAACCUUAUCUUUUACAAAAUUUGAGAUUGAUUUUUGUCAGACUAAACAAGGAGAACCAUAAAGUUCCUUGUUGUGUUGUCAACUGUUCUGACGUGGAGUGGUGUUGUAGGCCCAUCAGACUCUGAUGGGAUCCACUGUUUUAAGUGUUGCAAUCAUGUCUGCCAAGAAACUUUAUACCCCAUGAUCCUAAUUUAUUAUAAAAGGGCAUCUCUGCAAGAAGUUAUUACAGGAAAGUGACGUAAAUAAAAUGUAUGGAUGCCUGACUUGCUUGAGGCUCCAGCAACAGAUAGUCUCCAAAAACUUCUUUUCAAAGGAUGGAUAUCUUAAGGGGAGAACUGGGUAGUCAAUUCUCUGAACCCUUUGAUACAGCCUCGCAGUGAUGCACCUUUGAAUUGUUUCAGUGCCAUCAUCAGCCUGUGAACCCAAUCCCUGCCAGAACGGAGCUACCUGUGUGAAAGGGGCCAAACGCUUUGGCUGCAUAUGUCCUGCUGGAUAUACUGGGAGGUUCUGCCAAAAUGGUUAGUGCUGUCUAAAGGACCGAUUCAGCCAUCACACCCGUUAGCAGGAAAAGCCUGAAAUGAACUCUUAGAAAAACACAAAAAGUUCAACGUUCACCAACAAACCAAACAUCAGAUAUUGAUCGAUUACAGAAGCUCUAAAAUACCACAGUCCUCAGCAGUUUUUGUGUGUGUCAGUGUUGUUUAUGGUCCCGCUGCAAAAAAAAAUCAUUUUUAAUUAAGAAAAAAUCACACAAAACUAGCUCAAAUUUGACAUUUAAUUCAACUUUGUGGGCUUCCUGUGAGGAUUUUGUAUUGAUAAUAAGAGGGUUUUUCAGACCCUAUAAAUAUUUUGGAUGCUUUUUUUUUUUUUUUUAAGUGAGGUUUUGUGUUGACUUUGAGUUUCUCUUGUAGCACCUGCUGACUGUUAUGAGGGCAACGGGGAGUCAUAUAGAGGCACUGUCAGUGAAACAGAGGACGGACAGGAGUGUUUGGACUGGAACUCUUUCUUCGUUCGUUCACAGGGGGAGGAUCCUAUCACCAUGUACCCAGACACUGGACUGGAGUCUAACAACUACUGCAGGUUGAGUCAAGAAAACAUUUAAUGGAAAAAAGAUUAUAUAGCGUUAAACUGACAUGGAUUUUUCCAUAGAUGAGUUUGUGACCAGCCCUUCUUGGAAGAAAAAGCUAAUGUACAAAAGCUGAUUUGUUUAUCAUUGCUACAUGUUAUGAUGUCCUUGUCACCUAAAACAUGGACAUCAUAACACGCGAUUGCAAUAUUCCUGUAUUGUAAAUUGUAUUCCGUGUUUAUCUCUGACCUUGCUGUGUCCUGUGUUUCGCCUAUCUUGUAUGUAAAUUAGAUGUGCCAUCGCAUGCUCUUGAUUGGCUGCUCCAGCACACCGGCAGCCAAUUGGGGGCUUGUUCCCGUAGUACUUUUUUCUUGCUUAUUGCUCAGUUAAAGGCAUGGUUGACGAUCUGAGAAGCAGUUGAAAAAAACUGAGCCAUUGAGGCAGAUUUGAAAAACGUGUCCCACCCCCCACCCUCUGUGCUCCAUGAUAACUCCCCCCAUGUACCUGUAUCGCCCUCCCCACGACACACCCUCCCUGGCAGAGCAAGAAGCCAGCCGGCAGAAGAUCCUACACUAGCCUCAAAUAGAAUUCAGCAUGUCUGAUUGCUAGUGACUAGUGGCAGUAAAUGCCAGCUCUGCUAGCGAGCACUGUCUGCAGCUGCCUGGACAGCUGUUGUGUUGAAAUUGCAGAGACUAAUAAGAGUAAUUUAUGAGAUCAUGUGCCACUAAAAGGCAAAAACGAAAUGUUAUGAAUAUAACUUCUGUUCCCUGAAGAAGAGGAACGAGGUACAACACAUAUAGUAUGGGAUAUCACGCCCUCGCAUGGCCUGACUGAAGACACCUUUAUUCACGCCUUUAAGGCAGAUGAUCUGUGGUGACGUCUGGGAGGCUCCGCCUGCACAUAUAUACGUGUAACACCACAGUCAUUAUUCAGUUCGAUAGCCGCUCUUCACCGAGCCUAGCUGCGCAGUGGGGCAACCUAGUGUUGUACCUCGUUCCUCUCCUUCAGGGAACAGAAGUUAUAUUCAUAACAUUUUGUUCCCUUUCAGUCGAUUCUCUCGGUACAACACAUAUAGUAUGGGACAUAUAUACACGCCCCACAGAGCAGCCACCGAACCGAAGUCAAACUUCCAAAACUUUAGUGCACUGUAGACCCAGCAGAAAGGACAGAGUGAGCCACUGAAGGGGCUGUCCCAUCCAAACAAUAAAACCGAACAAAAACUGUGCGGUGAUGAUCAACUGGCUGCAGUGCAGAUAUCACUCACAGAAACCCCUUUAAACAAGGCCUAUGAGGCUGCCAUUCCCCUGGUUGAAUGUGCCCUCACACCUUGGGGCAACGGAAGACCCCUGCUGCCGUAUGCUAAGGAGAUAGCCUCCACAAUCCAGCGGGAAAGCUGCUGUUUAGACAUUGCCUUGCCUUAGGCUGGAUUAGCAAAACAGACAAACAACUGGUAACAUAAACGCACACUCUGAGUGCGGUCUAUGUAAGUGCGUAGUGCACGCACAGGGCACAAGGAAUGCAACCUCCUCUGCUCCUCAGAUGCAAAUGGAGGACGGCAGAAGCUCAGUAGUUCAAAACUCAUAGAGCUAUAGGCUGUGGGGAUAAUCUUAGGCAAAUACGCUGCAUUUGGGCGCAAUGUAACCUUAGAUCCAUCCAGAGUGAACUGGAUACAAAAGGGAUGCACAAAGCAUGAAGGUCACCCACUCGCCAAAGCAAGUAGCAGUGCAGUUUUGUAUGAAAGAAAUUUCAUGUCUGCUGACUCAACAGUCUCAAAUGAGGUCCACCAAGAGCCCCAAGCACCAACCCUAAAUCCCAUGAGGGAACACUGGGUUUAAGCACAGGUCUCAGCCUGCGGACUCCCUUUAGGAAGUGCAUAGUUAGAGGGUGAGCGCCUGGCGACACACCAUCAAAGCCAACAUGGCAUGAAGAUACAGCUGCCAAAUAGACUUUAAUUGUUGAGAAACAGAGACCCCUAUCCAGCCGCUCCUGAAGGAAUGUUAAAACAUCCACAAUAGAACUUUGAAAUGGGAGUACAUUUUGGUCCUGACAUGCAAUCUCUACUCUCUCACAAGACGACCCCCCUGGAGAGAAGGUCUGGCCCAAGGUUUAAGUGACCCGGAAUAUGUGUGGCUCUGAGUGACAGAAAAUGAACACUGCACCAUAGCAACAGAGAGUGAGACAGUUUUAACAGGGGAAGAGAGCAUGUCCCUCCCUGUUUGUUUAUGUAGGAAACCAUGGUUGUGUUUUCCGUCCCGAUCAGAACCUGAUGGCCCGUCAGAACCGGACGAAAAUGCCUCAGAGCUAAUAGGAUAGCUAAUAGCUCCAGGUAAUUGAUGUGGAGCUUGCAUUAUGCUGGCGUCCACACACCUCUCACUGCUGCGCCGUCGCACAGAGCCCCCCGACCCCUCAGGGAUGCGUCUGUGGACACCACCUUGCGAAAAGACACCCUCCCUAUCGGAGAUCCCCGUUGUAGAAAACUGGGUUCUCUCCAAGGGAAAAGAGCCGACAUGCAAGACGGAGUUAUCGUCAGCCUCCUCUGGAGGUGACGCUGCGCGCACAGCCGGUGAGCCCGAGUCCAGCGUUGAAAUACUCUCAUUUUUUUACAGUCCGAGCGGCACUACAGCGAUCAUAGAUGCCAUCAUGCCUGUCAGCUGUAAAAUCGUCCGGAAACACCGUUUGCGUCCCAACUGAAAUUGUGCAAGGCAGCGGUGAAACGCAGCCACCCUGCGUUCUGACAGACACGCUAGGCUUGAAACGGAGCAUAUUUCCAGCCCGAGAAAUGAUACCUGUUGACUCGGAGUCAGUGAACUUUUCUGUAAAUUUACGGAAAAGCCCAGUGUUUAGAUGUGCGAUAGGGUCAAUGACAGCUGAGUCACUCUCUGGAGCUCGCGAUUAGCACCCAGUCGUCCAGAUAGGCUUAGAUGCGCACACCUUUCUCCCUUAGUAGAGCCAAUGCCGCCUCGACACAUUUGGUGAAUGUUCGGGGGCGAGUGAUAAGCCGAACGGCAGCACCAGGUAUUCGUAGGCUAUGCCCUCAAAUGCAAACCUUAGAAAGUGCCUGUGGUCCGGAUGAAUCGCUACGUGAAAGUAAGCAUCUGUCAGAUCGAUAGUUGUAAACCAAUCUCCCGGUCUGAUUUCGCCCAGUAGCUGUCUGAGUGUUAGCAUCUUGCACCUGUAAGUUCGUAGGUAUUUGUUUAACAUUCGCAAGUCUAGGAUAGGACGGAGCCCUCCUCCUUUUUUCGGAACAAUGAAAUCGCGGCUGUACCAACCUUUGUUCGUUUCCGAAGCGGGAACAACUCAUAUCGCUCUCUUGUUCAACACGUUGUUUAUUUCUUCCCUCAGCACUGCUGCUUCCUCUGCUACAACUGUGUGUAUUACAGCGUGAAAGCGAGGCGGCCGGGCCCUGAACUGUAAACGGUAGCCCAUGGCAACGGUUCUCUCUACCCACGGUGAGACUGCGCAUGCGCACCACCGAGGGAGACGAACAGUCAGUCGACUGACCUCCAGUACUGUGGGGGAGGGGUUGUCGCCCUCUAGCGUGCCGGCUGGGAACAGCAAUACUUUCCCGCCCAGACUUGAUUGAUUUAUGAUGUUUUGAGAACAAAACGGAACCUCUAUUAGACUCGACGAACGCACAUUUGUAACAUUCACUCAGUGAACAACAGGCGCCAUUACUGGGGCAUGUGUGUGAGGGAGGAUUGUGCUUGGGAAAACUGUGUUAAGGGAGUGCAGCGCCUCUCGGGACCGGACCCCUGAACAAACAUUAAACGCGGCCUCUUUGGCGGCAAAAAAUGAAGGGCGGCAGCGUCUCUGCCGGUUUGUGCGGAUAACCCUGUUGUUUGGGCCUCGCAUCACGCCUGGGGAUGAUGCUGCUCAAAGCUUCGGUUUGUUUUUUCCUCGGCUCAAACUUAGCCUGAAUGUCGUCGAGGGACUGCCCAAACAAACCGCUGGCCGACACAGGCUCGUUGAGAUAAACCGCUCUGUCCCUCUCCGGAAAGUCGGAGAGAGUCAGCCACAGGUGCCUCUGCGCCACCACCGUGGAAGCCCUGCCUCUACCGAGAGAGAGCGCUGCACAGCGGGACACACGGAGGAUAUAAUCUGUGGCGACCCUAGCUUCAUUGAGGAGAGGAGAAAGCGGACUGUCAGGAGGCAUACGCGAGCCGAGUUCCGCCAGACACAUAGCUUGAUAUGUCUGAAGCAUGGUGACGGAGCUCAGUGCACGAGCCGUAUUUGCCUGUGUCCUGUAAAUUUUAUCCAGCUGUGACGCUGAAAACCUGCAGUGCUUGGAUGGGAGCGUGAUAGGGGCUACCGACACCAUGAUUCUGGGCCGGGGCCAGAUAAGCUGCCAGGGACGCCUCCAUAGGCGGAGGGUUCACCAAUCCAGCUUUUUCAGCUCCAUCCAGGUCCAGAAACUGUCCACAACCGGGCACUGUGGCGCGGGUGGACAGCGGCUUGUCCCAUGUCGAGGUUAGUUCUGCGACAAAAUCCGGGAACAUGGGCAAACUGUUCUUAACAGUCGUCGGUUCGGGUGGGAGAAAAAACCCAGAGAACCACGACGGUUUUUGAGCCGGUGGAGGAGAGGGCCAUCCUACUUCCAGUUUCUCAGCUGCACGGCGGUACAGUGAGAGGAAGGAUGUGUCAUCCAGAUCAACCGGCGCAGCAGCGGCGGCAUACUGACCCGAAGACAACGGCUCCUGCUCAUCCUCCGAAAAACCCUGCACGUCCAGGCCGAUGUCCAGCACGUCAUCGUCCUCCUGGUAACAAGCUAGCCCGGAUAGCGGCUGGCCAGCGCCCUCGGUCGGGCCCGGCUCAAAUCCAGCUGACCCAUCAGCACACUCCACAUGGUCUGCCCAGUUUCCAAAUGAGCCUUCGACCAGAAAGUCCUCACUACCGGACUCGGGCGAAGCUGGGUCUCUGGACUCGGAGAGGAGGGGAUCGUGCAUCGUAACAGCGUAUUUUCCUAGAAUUUUCUCCACAAACUUGACCCGCCUUCCCAGGGUUGAGCUCCGAAGCCGGUGACAGGACUCACACGACUCGGGCUCAGUCAACGCCCUCCUGGCGUGGACAAUACCCUGGCAAACGGGACGAGCCUCAUGGAGAUCCUUCUCGUGAAGGGAGAAGCCGCACCCCUGAGGACAGGGGCGAACAGAAGACUUCGCCUUCGCUUUCAUGGGCUCAGCGCUCAUAACAAGACGCAGAAGCUGAACGAAAUUAGCACUCCGCGGAUAGCCGUAGGCUAACACCAACAGGGGCAGUUAAGCUAAAAACGAUCAGGCAAUAGCCACAGACAAGACCAGGCUGAGCUAGCAGCAGCUAGUUAGCCCGACUCGGUGUAGGUGUUCUCAGCGAGGUGAAGAGCGUAAGAACUGAAGGAUGACUGUGGUGUUACACGUAUAUAUGUGCAGGCGGAGCCUCCCAGACGUCACCACAGAUCAUCUGCCUUAAAGGCGUGAAUAAAGGUGUCUUCAGUCAGGCCAUGCGAGGGCGUGAUAUCCCAUACUAUAUGUGUUGUAAUGAGUGAAUCGACUGAAAGGGAACUAUGGGCUCUAUUUUCGUGCCUCGCCAGCGACGCGGCGCAUGCAUGGCGUAAGUCAGGUCCGCCGCGCCAACAAGGCGUCACCAAGCACAAUUUGGUAUUUUGGUGAGCGGUGCAGCCCGGCGUAAGUAUCCCCCCUCCCUAACUCAGCUCCUCCCAGCGGCGUAAGUCGUAGCGAGGGAGGAGAGAGGGCGGAGAGUGGGUUUAACACAGCCGAGACCUGUUUUCACCAAUCACAUAAGCUCCUCUCCUUGCCUUUAAAUCUGCCACCAGCGAGGUGUAUUACUAUUUUCAUGAAGUAGUCAAGGAGAUCAAGAGAUGUCUGAAGACAGUAAUGCCACACGAUGGCGACAAAGGGCAGCUCCUCAUCAAGUGUCGCUGUAAGCGCUGCAUUGGGCGUCCUCCACACUCUCAUACGAGCACAGAUGGAUUUGGUGUGUGUAAUGUUGGACCCACUGGUAAGACAAACACCCUUUUCCACAAAUAAAGACACUCACAUAAAGUUGCUCAUAUUCAAACCUCACGUGACAAAGGUGGGUUGUGCGCACAGAUCACAACAUAAACUCCAAUAAUGGCAUUAAAAUCGGAACCAUCUGUGCGUAAAUGACGCAUCGCGCUCCGUGGCCUGGCUCUUUCUUUCAUAGAUGUUGGCAUAUAAAAUAAAUUUGGCUCACAAAACUGAAUAUUAUAAUAUUCGUAUGUCAGCUUAAAGUAGAUAACACAUCUGAGCGCUGAAACAAAUCAUCUGUUCAGCCGCCACAGCAGCAGGACGGAGAGAGACGUGUCUUGGUCGAGCUGUGCGAGAGAUAAGAGGAAGAGAAAGAAAGAAAAGGAGGGAGACGAAUUACAUAUCUUGUUAACUUCAUCAUGUGUGUUUAUUUACUAGAUAUUUAAUUUAAUUUGAUGCGGUUUCAGCUGUGUUGAUUCGGUCAGGUUGUGUGUCCAAACGCGUGCCAAACGCGCUCAUCAGAUCAGAUAUAGAUCAGAAUACAUCUAUAGAUCUAAAUGUAUGUGCUGACUCAGAUUAUUAGUUGUUGAUGAUUAUUUAUUGCACUGAAAUGUGCCUGACACUGUGGAAACCUGCCGGUGAGGCAUCGGUGACGUAUGCCAAUACGGUCUACCAAAAUACUAAUAGACCAGCUGCACUCCGCCUGCGCUGAAAGCUGACCAGGUUUGAAUCGGCGAGCUUUCAGCGCACUUUACACGCCGGUGGCGAGCACGAAAAUGUCACUGCGCCCGCUGAUUCUGUCUACACCUCCCCCUGCCACGCCACCACGCCCAGCUUGGCGGAUCUCGGCUCGCCUCCGUGCGCCUCAGUCCACGAAAAUACCAAUUGGAUGGAGAGGUGGAGCAGGAGAUUGACCAAGAGGAGCUGUCCAGGACGGAUGGCUCCCAUUGGUCAAUGUAUUUGCAGCCCUGCACCUACUAGGGAGAACAGAUUUUUUACAUUCUUUUGUCUCUUCACUUUGUAGCACUAUAGGACCGUGAUCGCCAUAUAAACAAGGUUCAUAAUAAUGACCAAUCUCUCCAAUCAUCAACCUUGCCUUUAAGUUUUUUGUGUUGUCGUGGUAUUUCUUGGCUGGCAGUUAAAUCUUGGUGUGUCGGGAGGUACUUGUGUAGCGCAUAGCUGUCAAGUAUCCUGUAUGUAUAAUUUCCAUCUUUUAUUUAAGGCUUAUUUUUUAUCUGGCCCAGACUCCCCAUGUUUGACGGAGUCCCUGCCUCUACACAUUUUAAUUCGUAAUAAUCUCAGUCUAUGAGGUAUAACUCCUGAACAUAUCCAUUUAACUCAUAAACUCUAUCCACUGCAGCACAGCAAAUUCAGCUAUUUGUAAAGAGUGUAAACUAGUUAAACUAUCAUUUGUCUCAUUUUCCUUUUUGUUUUAUUGUGCUAUCUAUAUUUUAGGAAUCCAGACGGGGAUGACAAACCAUGGUGUUAUGUCAAAAAGCAAGGCUCACUGCAGUGGGAUUACUGCAAAGUCAAAAAGUGCUCUGGAGGUGACUACAGACACACAACGACACAUGUUUACACACAGAAUAUAUACAAUAUAUGUUUGUACUUUACGUCUGUAACUUGCUCCCUCUUUCCCAGGUCCUUCCCCAACUCCUGUCCAACCAGUGCCAGGCUCUACCCCGUUUUCUCAGUGUGGCAAAAUAGACUUCGGGACCCAGCCCACUCGCACCAGCAGAAUUUUUGGAGGCACCAAGUCCUUCCCUGGUGCUCACCCCUGGCAGCUUUCCCUACAGGCCAAACCCAAAGGCUCCUCAUUUGAGUUCGGCCACAUAUGUGGUGGGAUUCUUCUGUCGUCCUGCUGGGCUCUCACUGCUGCUCACUGCAUGUAUGUCUUGCACACCAUUUCUUCACCUUUGAAACUCCCUUUGUUCUUUAACUUAAAGGUGGGGUAGGCAAGAUCUGAGGAAGUGCCAGUUUUUGGGAGAAAUCUUUAAUGUAAACUCUACUCCUCCCAACCAGUUUUCCCCUCAGCUCCUCCUCCCCCCUCCCUCUCUGCUCCACCAAGCCCCGCCCACAAACAGACACUCCUGCUCGCUCGUAUCAUUUCAUUUAAAUUCAGAUAUAAUGCAGAUACAUACUUCAAAUAAUUACAUAUGGGGCACAGUCAACGUGAAAGUAAAAAGCAUUGGUGCUUCUGUAGAUGCCGACAGACUACAAGCAAACUCAAAGUUUGCAGGACUUCUACAACUAGGAUAAAGUGACAUACUCCUGGACCUGAGUUAAACAGUUUAGCGGUGCUACAACAUGCAGCAGGUCCUGUUUGACAAGAAACAGUUCUGUCACAGACACUUGGCUUACUUUGUUAGAGCGGUUUACCUGUCCAGCAGAGAGGUUACAGGGUCUGUAAGAUCCAGUGGCGACUGCUGGUCUUUCAAGGAGGGGAAGCUCAUUUUUCUGGCCUACAUCAUAAUUGUGUUUGUUUAUUUGUAUGUAACAGAAUAGAGUCGCCAAACACAGCGGCAGUCGUUUUUAACAAAGACAAAAGUCGCUGAGGAUCGGUAAAGUCUCUGGAGCAGUUAAGAACAACGGAAUGAAUAACUUGGAAAAUGCUCUGGUAGAUGUUUUAUUCUUCAAGAUCGCUGAUUCGCUUGUUUAGCUGUCAAUCAAAAAAGGAUUUCGCCUCAGACAGCUCAUCCAAUCAUGGAUGCAGAAGCUCGGAGUCCGGGAGAAAGUCGGGACCGCCCUCUCGCCAUAGAACUCCAGAGACGCUGAGCGUCCGAUGGGCGGGACAAAGCCCAGCAUUUAUCCAAUGAGCGUCUAGUUUCGCUGCUGGAACAACCCACUUUGAGCUUCCACAUUGAAGUCAGCAGAAGCUGGGCGUCCGGCUGUGUGAAGCGCUGAGGAUGAAUGAGAACGAAGUUGUGCAGAAUCAGCUUCUUAUCACACUGUGAUAAGAAGCUGAUUCUGAACAAAAGAUGAAGACUUUCUAGUGCGUAUUAGGUUAAUGAAAUGUACACACAGCAGUACGUAUUUCACCACUUUUUUUGGGGGGUGACAUUUUAAGGGAAGCUGAGCUUCCCUUGCAGUCUUAGAGCAAUCGCCACCGGUAAGAUCCCAAAGCCUCCCCCAUACGCUCCAUUGAUGUUGACCCGGCUUUUUAGCUUUUGUCUGGUCUACCUCCUUUUUAAGCGCCCGUUAUUCCGCCAGAGUCUCCAGUGUUUACUUUGUUUUCUUGUUUGUGUUGGCAGUCGUAGCCAAAGGAGGAUUCAGACAAUUUUCCGUACUUUCUGGUUGAUUUCUGCUGUCCCAUAUUGUUGCACGCUAACUUUGUUUGGGCUCGUGAACGACACGGGGGAGAAGCAUCUGCCACACAACCAAUCAGCACUAAGGAGCAGUGUCUGCCUCACAACCAAUUAGGUUGGGGGAGGCGAAGAAUGGCUUUGUGGGCAGUCAGAAAGAGUGGGCCACUCUAAAAAUUUUAAAUGUUGACUACACAGACAUAACAAAACACAGCGGUAUCGUUAUAAUCCCAAUGUCAUCAAUAACUAAUAGCUAUGGACCGAUAUUAAAAGCUUUUUUGUAUCUAUGUACACCACAAAAAAAGAUGCUUCUUUAACGGAAUCCUGCCUACUUCACCUUUAACUGUAAUUAUUUUCUUUUGCAGUUCAAAUACCAAUGAAUUUCAAGUGAUGUUGGGAGGAGUGAAAUUAUUCAAACAGGAGGAGAUGGACCAGACCAUCCCGGUUGUAGAAACUAUUGUUCAUGAGAACUACAGGGAGGCUCCUGAUGCUCUUUACAACGACAUUGGUUUGUAACAUUAGAGUCAAAAUAGUCCACAUGCUUUAAGAUGAUGAGUCUGUGAAAAAGAAGUUAAAGAAUUUAAAAAUAGCACAAAUGACUGAUGUUAGCUAACAGGCAAUUUUCUUUCCUGUGUAGCUCUUCUCAGACUCCAGGUGACAGACAGUCCUUACUGUGCCAAAGAAACCCGCUUUGUGAGGGCAGCAUGUCUACCAGACCAGAGCUUCCCAUCUGGGAAAGAGUGUGUGAUCUCAGGAUGGGGGGCCACAGAAAGCCGUAAGUACAUUUCAUUAAGACUCAUUUAAUGUCAUCAGAUUAUUUAGUUAGACUCGACUGCAUUUCGACUGCAGUCCCCUAGUUAUGGUUAAGAUGCAAAAUCAUUGGAUCAAAUAUGAUCAGAAGUACAGCUGGAAUAUGACCUCCUUCACUUGUUAACAUUUUGGACUUUCAAACCUGCUCUGUGACGCAGACUCUGCUUAAAAGUUUGACUCUAACCAUAGACUGUAUAAAGAAUGGACAGUGUCCACCUUCUAUUGGGUGAAGCCACCCCGAGAACAGCACCCUCUGGUGAAGGGCUGCAGUAUGGGUCAUAAAUCCCUCCUCCGGCAGCAAAGCUUAUGGAGCUGUGGACAAAUUUUAGAAGUUUAUUACGCAGAACACAAUUUUUUCCCCCUGCUUGUGAUGUUGACAUGUAGUUACUGUUAGACUGGUUUGUGUUCAAGUCCUCUUUUUUCUGCACAGCUCCAUUUUUAAAAGUUGUUAGGGGGUUCAUGUUUUCAAUGACUGACACUCGAUACGGCCUAUGGGCGUACAAAGAUUGCGUAGCUUACCCAGGGGAUACGCUGUUUAAGCAGAGCGUCAUCACAGCGACUCUCAACGACUCUCCCGCCAAUGCGACUGUGCAAGUGGUGGAGUGCGUACAAUGCUACUGCGCAAUUUUGGUUUCAGGAAGGGGAGAAAAAAACGGAAUUACUGAGAGCUUUUUGGCUUAAAAUCCAUGUACUUGAGGAAGGCAGAACCAAGUUGUCCAUAGUUUAAACAGUUUAUGAGUCCAACGUGAAAAUCAGACAACACUGAUGACUUCAUGAUCAAUCUAUGCCUCAUGGAUAAAUCUAUAAAUUUAUGCUUCAUCUUUAGUUCUCUUUUACUUUUCAGAGAGAUUUAGCACCCACCUGCUAAACGCCCGUGUGUUCAUGAUUUCUGACCAGAAAUGCAGAACUCCUGAGGUUUAUGGAGGUGUGCUGGACGACAGCAUGUUAUGUGCAGGGAUUCUGCAGGGUGGCACUGACUCCUGCAAGGUGAGUUUUUUCAUUAGUGUGAAAAAACUAAUCCAUUCACAUGAGGUGGGACUGAUGAUUCAAGUGUUUUGAAUGCUCUAUUAACAUUAGCCUUGGUGAACAAGAUCAAUUUAUCCUCUUCUUAGUGUCCACUAAAAAAAGAGUUUCUGUACCUGUUCUGUUUCUAUAGGGUGACUCAGGAGGACCACUGGUCUGUGAACACAAUGGCACUCACUAUGUUAGUGGAGUGGUGAGCUGGGGCAUUGACUGCGCUCGGAGGAACAAGCCUGGUGUCUAUGCCAACGUCUACUCAUUUCUUGACUGGAUCAAAAACAAAAUGAUAUAAGCAUAAAAAUUAUUUACAGGCGGGAAAGUUAAAAAAAAAUCAUGAUACUCAGCAUAGUUUGCCCUGGGAAAAAAAAGUUUAUUUAACCAGCAAUAAAACCAAGCAUUUACUCCCAGCCCAGCUUUGAGUUAAAAUGGGACCUGAUACAAACUCACAAAGCUGAACCUGCCAGACAAAACGGAGGGCACACAUUUUUUCAUUCGACAAUACUUAUUCCCACUGAGCCUUGCAAAGUGCAUUAUAUUAGCAGACUUCAUUGGAGAACUGCCAGUUUGCAAGGUUUGUCUGAGCCUUGUCCAAUGAAAUAAAAUAACAUACCUUUUUAAAAAAGUGAUGACCAAACAGCACACGGCAUUCUCUGAUCCAGAUUCAUGUUAUUUGAACACAUUCAAGAUAUAAAACUAAAACAAACCUUGUAUUUGAAACUGAAAGACUUUUACUUUUGGCCUGAUAAGUAAAAAAGUGAAGGGUCACCGCUCAGUCUGGAGAGAAGGUGCAGGAUUAGCAGAAACUUUAAAGAAAAAAGAGAGAAACAAUCCCCACACUUCUGGUCUGUUGCAAAAAGAGCUUUACUGAGGCAAGCUGUUGGUCUGUCUGGCAGAAUGCCUUGAUGAAGGUCUAACAGACCGAAAGCUUGCCUCAGUAAAGCUCUUUUUGCAACAGACCAGAAGUGUGCGGAUUGUUUCUCUCUUUUUACUUUUCGCCUGAUACAACCUGAAUUCAGUACUCUCAAUGCUCUCAAUAGCCCAGUUGGAGAUUUCAAUAAAGUAUCAAAAAUACUUAAA